Molecule: messenger RNA, 3666 nt
Organism: Corythoichthys intestinalis (scribbled pipefish)
Lineage: Eukaryota; Metazoa; Chordata; Actinopteri; Syngnathiformes; Syngnathidae
Gene: slc35e1
Product: solute carrier family 35 member E1
Exons: 6
Coding region: 58-1200 (380 amino acids)
Cellular component (GO): Golgi apparatus
Molecular function (GO): antiporter activity
Source: RefSeq, a predicted model, not a curated record
GGCAGCAAGCAAGAGAGCGCGCCGCCGGUGACGCGUCACUUGACUCCGCUGUGAAAGAUGGCCGCGGUGGAGCGGGCUCAGGUCAGGGAAGGGUUCCGGAUAGUUGUUCUGUGCGUAUGCUGGUACACGGUCAGCUCGGGCGGCAACGUCAUCAACAAAAUAAUCCUCAAUGGUUUCCCGUACCCGGUCACGGUGUCCCUCUUUCACAUUUUUUCAAUUGUCGUCUUCCUCCCGCCGUUGUUGCGGGCAUGGGGAGUCCCCAAAACAGAAGUGCCAAAGAGGCUCUACUGGUGGACCAUUCUACCUUUAGCUUUCGGGAAAUACUUUGCAUCGGUCUCCGCUCACUUCAGCAUAUGGAAAGUGCCUGUUUCCUACGCGCACACCGUUAAAGCCACGAUGCCAAUAUGGGUUGUGCUCUUGUCAAGGAUCAUCAUGAGGGAGAAGCAAACUACUAAGGUGUACGUAUCUCUGAUCCCCAUUAUUGGCGGAGUGCUGCUAGCCACAGUGACGGAGUUGUCCUUCGAUGUUUCGGGCCUGAUCAGCGCUCUGGCUGCCACGCUAUGCUUCUCUCUGCAGAACAUCUUCUCCAAAAAGGUGUUGCGUGACACACACAUCCACCACCUGCGGCUUCUUAACAUUUUGGGCUUCAAUGCUGUUAUAUUCAUGCUGCCCACCUGGGUGCUGGUUGACCUUUCGGUCUUUCUGGUUAAUGAUGAUCUGUGGGACAUGUCGGGUUGGACCAGAACCGUUGUUCUACUGCUCAUCAGUGGUUUCUGCAACUUCGCUCAGAACGUCAUCGCCUUCAGCGUGCUCAAUCUGGUCAGUCCGCUCAGCUAUGCCGUGGCUAACGCGACCAAGAGGAUCAUGGUCAUCAGCAUCUCACUAUUUAUGCUCCGCAACCCGGUCACACUCACCAAUGUGCUGGGCAUGAUGACGGCCAUAGUCGGGGUCUUCCUCUACAACAAGGCCAAGUAUGAUGCAAACCAAGAGAAGAAAAUGCUACCAAGCAGCAAGCAAGACCUGAUGACCUUUGACAACCCGGUGUUCCAAAAGCAUCAGGCCAACGGCUCGGUGCCUUUCUCCCACACGACACUGCAGCAGGAACACAGUUGGAACAACGUGCUGACCGACCACUUUCAGUACAGUCGUCAAACCUACACGACAAACUCCAACAGCAACCACCACCAGUAUGUGGUGUAAAAGACGAGGCCGUCCUCUGCUCGGGCUCGCCCUCGUAUAGACGUUAGCGUGUGUGUAGACGCCAUCCCAGCAGCACUUCGUCACACAUGAGAGACUGUUCCACACAGGAAGAGCGGGACAUCAUUGACAUGACCUCUCCCAUGCUUCUCCGUGUCAAAACCUUGCUGAUUUUUACAAUCUGUUACUUCAGUUCAUGCUCUUUAGAGUGGCCGGACACGCAGCAACACUCGGAUCAGAUAUUUUCAUUGGCGCACACAGCAUAGAGUUGGAUAUUUUUAUUUUCUAAAGGAGUGAUGUCAUCUGCAACUGGGACCUCACACACAACGUCUGUCAUGUUACUUUUGGUAACAAACAAAAACAUAGUGCAAAGCCUUAAUAUUUAGGUUUUAGGUAUUUAUUUUUCUUGCGAAAGAGACGGUUGAAAUCCAACAUUCUUGAAAUAUUCACGUCUCAAAAGAGCCCAUAAAAUAUUGGGACAUCAAGUUUUUCCCACUCCGACUGACACACAGAAAGCAAUCAUAUCUAUUGUAUUAUAAUUUGAUUAGCAUUAAGUGCGAGACAGAGUUCUGAUCUGCAGAACGGUCAGUGACCACUCUCUUUUCUUAUAAUGCUCCAAUCGGUGUCAUCAUUCGUAUACAUGUUUGGAAAAAGCAAAGCUUCCUUGUAAAAUAGGUACACAGCUGCAAAUUACAAAGGUUUUUUUUGCCUCAUCUUUCCAAGAAAACCAUCAUUUUGUUGAAAGUGAGAUCAAAUUGUCAAUGUGAAUCAGUCUUUUACGUGGGUUAUUUUCAUAUUGAUCAAUAAUAUUUAUGCAUUAUCAAUGCUUCUCAGGCAGACAAGGAUAUCCUCUGUCCUGUCAGGCAAAUUAUAAGCCUGCCACCAAAGUUUGUCAUAUUUCAUUUUUUUCCUCUUAAAAACUGUCUCUCGUUUGCACAUUAGAACAAAAUGUUCUGUUGAGAGGGUAGACUGGUAUGAAAUGUCCUCUAAUAGUCACUGGAUAGAUGUGUAAAGGAAGCAGAGAUUUUCUUUGUGCAAUAAUCAACUGAACUGCCAACCCAGAUGGAUAAAAAGAUUGUGCUCAAUUUCAGUGUCAAUAAAACCAGACAUCGGUCUUGUAUUUAUUAGAAAUUGACACUGAGCAUUAUAAUGCAGCAAUAUACUGUAAAGGGCGCUCCCAAGUUUUUCUACUGUAGUUUCUAAUUCUCGAUGUCAAUUUGUGGGGUUUUUUGUUUUGUUUUGUUUUUUGUUUAUGUAAUCUUGCAUCAUCAAGGAAGUCAAACUUUUCAAAAAAAAUAAUGUGUGUUGGGUUGAUAUUUGGAGAUUACCAAAUAUGAUUUGCUGGAGUUACUACUCUGUUGUUUUACGUGUCUGCUGUUGCUGCUGCAGUUUAGGGCUUGAAUGUUUGCAAAACCUUUUAACAAUCAAUUCUAGCCAUCUUUUAAUAUGUCAUUUGUAGUAUGUUUUUGUUUUUAUGUCUCAUGAAAUUCUCUCGUGGAUCUGCUUUUCAUUGGAAAUAAUGAUUAUGUGAGCAAUCUGACUCAUGCAUAGCAGAAAGACGAGCAGAGCUUGUUCAAAAUCAGCCUGGAAAAUAACAAACUAAAAGGGAAUCGUAUUGUUAGGGGGAAUGUCAACACUCUACAUUUAGUUUGCAUUGUUGUAGAUGCAAGGAGACGCCACAUUUUAACCAUAAAUGCAUUUUGAUAACUUUGAAAAUGUCAGGCAUUAAAGGGGAAGCGUCAACGAGUAAACUUUCAGCCAAUCAUCAACUAAAUAAAAGCUCUCUAGCAGACAGCUUACUUUAAAUAUUUAGCAACAUAUUUAUUCCCAGUUUUAAAACAUUUCUACCUGGAUGCCAGUGUGCAUAAUUCUCACAAGCAGAUCAAAAUCGUAGCUUCAUUGACUUAUCAGAAAUUCAUAUUUGACUUGUAUAUUGUUGCUUGAUGGUGAUGCCAAAAGAAAAGGGUAACAGGACAGACCUCACUUUUUCAGUAAAGUUCAUCCUGUACCCUUUGAAUUUUCUUUCUCAGCAUCAAGUUUAAGUCAAGUUGACCGUCAUAAAAGAAUCGGUGAACUUAGAUAACGGCUCAUAGAACAAAAGUUGCUCACUGGGAUGUACAGUGCGUCUGAACGGGGAUGGAUUCUUUGUAAAACUUGUACGAUUAUUUUAUGAGUUUUUACUUUGCUAAUGUUAAUAGAUUUUUAUUUAUGGUUGUCAAGGUACAAAUAUGUUUUGCAGCAGUGCAGCUAUGAGCAGUUGGCUCUGCUUCUGAUUAAAAGAAAUGCUAUUUUUAAAUGUUGAAAAACAAUAAAAUAGAAUACUGGACUGUACCAAAUGUCUCCUCGGUUACUGUAAAUGCAUUUUCAAUGUUGGUGCAGCAGCAAAUGAUACCAAUUUUCAGGUUACACACUAGACUACACACAGUAAAACAGAGCUACACAAUGGAAUGCAAUCUGAUUCACGCUGUU